Vigna angularis (adzuki bean) is the source of this 743-nucleotide messenger RNA. RefSeq lists its product as uncharacterized. Bases 89 to 559 code for a protein of 156 amino acids. Gene Ontology annotation, biological process: regulation of DNA-templated transcription. The transcript has 4 exons. Gene Ontology annotation, molecular function: sequence-specific DNA binding; DNA-binding transcription factor activity. Gene Ontology annotation, cellular component: nucleus. The record is from RefSeq and is a predicted model, not a curated record. NCBI's taxonomy places the organism in Eukaryota, Viridiplantae, Streptophyta, Magnoliopsida, Fabales, Fabaceae.
AUCAUUCUCUUUAUAAACCAUCAAAUAAUGCUUAGAUUUCUUUGCUUAUAGUUCUCUUGUGAGAGAGAGAGAGUGUGAUAAAGAUAGAAUGGUUUCAAGGAUUCACAAGAGAACAGCCAUGUACAGGAACCUACAGCUGCUUCGUUCAAUCAGAUACUCUCACUCGCCACCUAAAGCUUCAGUGUUACUGGAUGUGUCAAAUUGCAUACAAGGUUUAAAGCAAAAGCUGCAAGAAUUGAACGAAUUAACAGUUGCAACGGCACGACAAAUCGCUGAAUAUGAUCCAAUGCCUAAGCUUGAAGUUGAAAUUCAAGAAGAGGGUUUUGUGAUUAAGGUGCUCAGUCAAAGGAGUUGCCAGGGGUUGCUGGUGUUUAUAUUGGAAGCCUUUGAAGAGUUGGGUCUUGAUGUGGUCCAGGCUAGGGUUUCUUGUGCAGACAGCUUCAGUUUAGAAGCUUUAGGAAACAAAAACAAUGAAGAUAGUCGUGCUUUGGAUGCACAACUAGUUGAAGAAGUAGUGUCUAAAGCUAUUCAAAACUGGAGAGAAGUUGCACAGAUAUAAUGAUCCAGCUCUUAUAUGUAUUUUCAUCAUGAUCAGAAAAACUAUGCUUACUUGAAUUUCCUUCUUGUAAUAGUGUCUAUUAGGUUCACAAGUUGGCCUUUCUGACGAAUAUUUUUAAUGUUAUUAGAUAAUAAUGCUUAACUUUCUCCAGAUAAAUAGAACCUUGAUCCUCUUUUUGGCGUUC